ACAGAGAUGGAGGAAACCAAUCCCGCGUCAGAAUUUCGUGGUCUCCAUUCCAAUCUUAAACUCUUCGGCUACGGAAGUGGUCUCCUCUUGUCCACUUUUGCACUCAUCAUCCUUUUGCCGCUAUACUAUGAACAAUUAGCCCUGAAUGGCGAAAGGUUCAACAUCACCGGAGCCAUCCUCUUUGUUUCUUUUCUUGUGAUGAUGGUCUUUGUUAGCGUCUCCAUCAUCUUCGGAAGUAUUAACAAGUGGAAGGUGCCCUUGUACAGAUCACCUAUACCAUUGAAGAGAUUGCUACCCAUCGUUCUAUCUUUUGGUGUGAGUGUAAUCCUUUUCACUGUCAGCUGCUAUCAUAGAGUUCCAUGCCAUCUGCAGGACCCUCUCAAGGGUGGUGCUCUCGUCUUCUCCCUCAUCUUUUACUUCUUCUUCUGUCGAAAGGUGAUGGGAUUGCAACGAAUUUUCUCUGCAACAACCGCCGUUGUUGGUCUCUUUAUCUCUGUGGAUUAUGGACUGUGCGACGAGUUCAGAUGUCGUGGGAGUGACCUUACGGUCACACCCGGUGAUGAGCCAACCGCUUCCGCUGGCUGGCAAGGACGUGCUGUGUGGACUCUCUUUUACGUGAUUGCCAUCUUCGUCUGGGCUUUCCAUGUUGUACUCCUCGAGGGGUAUGUUGUCUCUGUGCCGAAGAAUGGUAAGCCCAACGUCGCGUCAACGACACAGACUCAUCUGUUGAGGACAGUGUCAAGAAUAGUAGCUAACUCUGAGCCACUGUUGACUUCAACACCAAUUAAGAAGCCACCAAGCCGUCAGAGAGUCCAUCCACUUCAUUUGAUUGUUUGGAUCCACGUCCUAAGCUUUGUCUUUAUUGUGACAUUUGGAUGGAUUGACAUUUUUCCAGCCACUGGACGGAUCAAAUCCUUUAGUCGCCACUUGUCGGACACCGAAAAUACUCUGCUGUGCCACCUCAAUAUAUACAAUCGAGUACCUGAUGUGAGAAGUAACCAGGAAGAUGUAGACUUUUUGUCCAAUUUAGUUCCGGAUAGUCCACAAUACAACCAAACCGUCCAAAAGUUGCGCAGGCCGAGAAGUGCAGACGCCACGGCGAUUCCUUCUCAAGAUCGUGUCAAGCUCAAUGAGCCGCGCGGACAUGAGAUUGAUCCUGGAGACUUCCACAAAAUCUUCCAUGUGCCCACACCCAAGCAUGUUGUGGCAGGAAUCAACCACACAGCACACAAAAUCAACACGGAACGUCACUGGCACAAGGGCAAGUCUGUGCCAGUGAAGAAGAGACAUCACGAAAAAGGUAGGAACGGAACCAAUGUAAGAUCACCCAACAUCGUGUUGGAGCUGGAGAUCUCAGGAGAUUGCGGUCGCUGUCAGCUCUAUAGUUUACUCCUUGUCGGCGUAUACAUCAUGUUCACAGUUUGUUUCGUGAACUUCUUAUCUGUGGCGGAGUCUGCUGUGUUCACAGUUACUGUCGUCACAGCCACGUUGCCGCUCGUCGGGAUCUUUUGGUCAGUGUUCAAGAUCUCCAAGACCUCGACAAUGGCUCUUCUGAUCUGGUCACCCGAGAUCUCCGGGGAGUUUAUAUGUUCCCUCUUGGGAACACCCAUUGUUUUUCUGGGAUUGGGGCUGCUCUUUCGCGCCUACGUGACAGAGAACUCCCCGGCAUCUGUAUGUGAGACACCGUCAGUGUCCUCCCUGCGAAAUCGUUAUACCUCAAUGCCAUAAGGCAGUGCAUCUGAGAAUGAACAGAGAUAUAAUUGUAAAGGGCUGACAUUAUUGCUCAUAAGAGCGGAGAAUACAUUUCCAAUGUCAAUAAAUUUUAGUGUUUUAUACACGGGAGAACGAGACGAGCAGAAUACAAUGUCACUCCUCUGAGGCCUCAAAGUGACUACAUAAAAAUUUAUUACGAUGGUGACAGUCAAAUGAUAAAGGCUUAAUCAAAAAGACGUUCUUUUUCUCCACAUAUGAAGUAGAGAGUGUUAAAAGGACACGAUGGAUAUAUUCUUUAAUGGUCUAAUUGAAAAUAAAAUAAGAUGUACUGAGAUUUGUGAAAGCCAUUGAUAAAAUAUUCACAAAAUCGUGACCGGAAUAUGUAUUUGUGUACAUUUCAUUUUUUUUCUCACUGUAGCUUUUCAAUGUUAACUUUAAUUUGUGUUCAUGUUCAUUGUACCGUUGUUUAGAUUAUGUUUUAAAUAUCUCUUAAAAUCAAUUGUGUGCCAAAGAUUUUCAAAUAGAAAAUGAUGAAUAAACGUUAUGUAAUUGUUCAUACAUUAGUAUUUUGAAGCCAACUCUAAAUAAUAAAAAUUACUGUAUUAUGUUAAUAUAAAUAUAUAAAUUUUAAGUAAAAUAUCCGACAAUUAUGUAUAUUUUGUGAAAACAAUUAAGCGAUUGUUCUAAUGAAAGUACUUGUGAGUUAUUUUCAAUGCGUAAACACACAUUUAUUAGUCGCAAAAAAUACAUUGUACUAUUGAUGAUGUUAUUCAUUGCUCCAGCU
Molecule: messenger RNA, 2497 nt
Organism: Phlebotomus argentipes
Lineage: Eukaryota; Metazoa; Arthropoda; Insecta; Diptera; Psychodidae
Exons: 5
Coding region: 7-1728 (573 amino acids)
Source: RefSeq, a predicted model, not a curated record